This is a messenger RNA of Oryza brachyantha (malo sina), 1633 nucleotides long. Its product is annotated as tau-cadinol synthase-like. Gene Ontology annotation, biological process: diterpenoid biosynthetic process. The coding region runs from base 1 to 1614 and encodes 537 amino acids. The record is from RefSeq and is a predicted model, not a curated record. Gene Ontology annotation, molecular function: terpene synthase activity; magnesium ion binding. The transcript has 7 exons. Lineage: Eukaryota; Viridiplantae; Streptophyta; Magnoliopsida; Poales; Poaceae.
AUGGGAUCUGGGAUGGUGGAAUCUAACUUCGAACCUUCAUUGUGGAGCAACUACUUUAUUGACUACGAGCUGAAGCCACUGCAGAGAUCAGAAAAAUGGAUGAGGAAGAGAGCGGAGAAACUUAAGGAGGAUGUGCUCACACAACUUGAGGAUUGUGAGGAUAUGCAGGAGAGGAUGAACUUAGUGGAUGCAAUCCAACAACUUGGAGUUGAUCAUCUCUUCAAAAAAGAGAUAGAUAACGCACUAAAAGACAUUCACACAAGUGAAUUUAACAGCUCUAGCCUCCAUGAGGUUGCUCUUCGGUUUCGAUUGCUUAGGGAGCAUGGCCUUUGGGUGUCUCCAGAUGUAUUUAACAAAUUCAGAGGUGAUGAUGGGAGGCUGAGCGAUGUGAUAGCUGAGGACACAAGGGGUUUGUUGAGUUUGUAUAACGCAGCUCACCUCCUAAUUCAUGGCGAACCAGAACUAGAAGAAGCCAUCUCUUUUGCUAGACACCAUCUCCAGUCAAUGAGCUCUGUGGAUCCCAUCUUAGCUGCUCAAGUCAGCCGUUCCCUGCACACAGCACUGCCAAGAACAAGCAAGAGACUAGGGACACUGCAGUUUAUGUCAGAAUAUGAACAACAAGAAGGGUUUAAUGGGAUUCUUCUGGAGCUAGCAAAGCAUGAUUUUAACCUUCUACAGAACUUGCACUUGAAGGAGCUGAAAUAUUUCUCUGGUUGGUGGAGAGAUCUUUACAGACAUGUCGGGUUAAACUACGCUAGGGACCGUGCAGUGGAAGGCUACCUGUGGUCAUAUCUGGCAUUCUAUGAGAGUGGCUUGCAGGCUGUCACCAGAAUCUUUUUUGCGAAAAUGAUUCUACUAGUUACCAUGCUGGAUGACACAUUUGAUUCACAUGCUACAUUUCAAGAAUGCCGGCAGCUAAACUCAGCGAUACAAAGCUGGGAUGUGAGCGCUGUCACCCUUCUACCAGAGUAUUUGAAGAGGUUCUAUACAACACUCUUAAGCAACUUUCAGGAGCUUGAGGAUCAAGCAACAGACAUUGACAAGUACCGUGUUGCAUGCACCAAGAAAGAGCUACAGAAACUGUCCAGCUAUUAUAUCCAGGAAGCCGAAUGGGUACACCAGAGGCAUAAACCACCUUUCGGUGAUCAAAUUAAUUUAUCUGCUAUGACCUCAGUCGUUCCACUACUAAGUGUGAGUGGGACAAUAGGCAUGGGUGAAGCUCUAACCAAGGAAGCAUUUGAGUGGGCAGCCAGUAGAUCCGCUGUCACAAUGGCAUCGUCCAAAAUUGGGCGUUUCAUGAAUGAUAUCGCUGCAAUGAAGCGAGGAAGAAACAGAGGGGAUGUUGCAAGCUCCGUGGAGUGUUACAUGAACGAGCACAAAGUCCCGGUGGAAGAUGCAAUCAGCAAGAUCGAGUCACUGGUAGAAGACAACUGGAGAACGCUGAACCAGGCUCGAUUCGACGAUGAUACGACGCUGCUUCCACUGGUAGAGCAAGCUGUAGAUGUAACUGCUUCCAUGUCUUUCUUUUACGAAGACAGGAAGGACGCAUAUACAUUUGCCACCGCACUUCAGGAGACUAUCGAGUCUCUCUUUGUUAACCCUGUCCCGAUUUAAACGAUCCGUUAAUAUACGA